Seminavis robusta is the source of this 723-nucleotide messenger RNA. NCBI's taxonomy places the organism in Eukaryota, Bacillariophyta, Bacillariophyceae, Naviculales, Naviculaceae. The record is from the annotation of a GenBank genome assembly.
AUGACAUCUCUCUUGCUUCGAUCCACUUUGCUUUUGUUGGCAUGCAGCUCCGUUUCAGCUUCUCCCACUGGGGCAUCAGCUUGUCCCGGUGGAAUGGCUGCUGUGGGAGGAACUCACAUCACUGCUGCUGAUUUGAAAAACGGCAGCUUGGAGGAAUCUCCACAGGGUUUGAAGGUUCAGCUCAAUGGAGUCGACUUGGUCCCGGGCACACCGGGUAUCUUUAACGCUGGAGAAGAGGCUGAGCUCAGCUUGUCUGGCACUGCAGAUUUCAAGGGAUUUCUGUUGCGGUUGGAUAGUGCCUUGCUUGCAGACGUUGGUAUCGAGUUUGGAUUGCCAGAAGCCGAGACUCAAGAGAUCCAACCAGCCAUUGUGUGCACAGCACCAUCGAAAGGAAUGACUCAUACCAGCAACAGUCCCAAGUCCUCUACGAUGUUUACCAUUGAGUUGGACGGACCUGUACCUGAUCUGGCGUUGGAUGUGACGGUUGUUGUUACCAACAGUGCGGGUGUUUCGGAGUACUACUACACUGGAUACAUGCUCAGUGCGGAAGGAGCUGCUCCAGAUGCCAAUGCAACGGCACCUGCGGAAUCAGAACCUGCUCCCUCGACUGGUAACAGCAGUACCACAGCACCAGCAUCUUCUGCCGCCAGCAUUUUGACUACUGGAUGGAUGACAACAUUAUUUAUUGGAGGCCUCUUUGGUGCCAUGGUGCAGACGCUAUAA